Molecule: messenger RNA, 2447 nt
Organism: Xiphias gladius (swordfish)
Lineage: Eukaryota; Metazoa; Chordata; Actinopteri; Istiophoriformes; Xiphiidae
Product: calmodulin-like protein 4
Exons: 5
Coding region: 66-527 (153 amino acids)
Cellular component (GO): myosin II complex
Molecular function (GO): calcium ion binding
Source: RefSeq, a predicted model, not a curated record
GGGACAGGUGACGCAGGCCACAGGCAACUCUCUCCUUCCUGGAAAGAAACAAAGGAACUGCAAAAAUGGCCAAAUUUUUCACACCAGUUCAAAUCAAUGAGUUCAAGGAGUGCUUCUCCUUGUAUGACAAGAACCAAAAGGGCAAGAUUGUUGCCAAAGAUCUGAUCACAGUUAUGCGCUGCCUGGGUACAAGCCCCACAUUCGGUGAGAUUGAAAGACAUCUGCAAGUUCACAAAAUUGAAAAGACAGGUGAGCUGGAUUUCUCUUCGUUCCUGACAAUGAUGCACAGGCAGAUACAACAGGAAGAUCCCAAGGCAGAAAUCCUGGAGGCGUUGAGGAUGACAGACAAGCAGAAGAAAGGAUACAUCCAAGCAUCUGAGCUCCGAGCCAAGCUCACCAUGUUAGGAGAGAAGCUCACAGACAAAGAAGUGGAUGAGCUCUUCAGAGAGACAAACGUCAAGUCAAACGGUACUGUCAACUAUGAAGAGUUCACCCGGAUGGUGACGCUGCCACCUGUUGAUUACUGAUUUUUCAAGGAAAGAACUGCUAAAUAACGGCUGAUUGCAGUUGAACACAAACUGUAUUAAAUCUGCAUGGUUAGAACGGCAGUUCUGUAUUUGCAAAAUUUUGAGACUGAAAAUAGCAUUCACUUAAUUUUUUUUCUUCAUGAUUAUUCCCUGAUUAUUUAAUUAAAUGCAGAACUACUUUCUUCCAACUCUUUCCAUUGGUUUCCUCUAUGACUGAACCCACUGUGAAGCACUGCUGUUAUACUCUAUCAUAACUAACAGUGUAUGAUAUGGUUUAGCAUUUUAUUCUUUGAUGGGAUCACAUUUUAAAGGUCCCAUAUUUCACACUUUUAUGGUGUUUUAUUCGAAGUUUUGAUAUCCAUUAUAAGGUUUAUCUGUGGUUUUAAGUAUCGAAAACCAUCUCAGUGUAGUUUUACAUCUCAUCUCCUCUGGGUGACGCACGGCCGGGCCAACCACAGGUAACAGAUUUCAGCCUACUACUGUAGCUUGGUUAAAAAACAAAAACAAAAACUCACCAGGAAAGGCAAAUGGAGAUAGGCAGUCAGCGCUGAAAUGAGCCGAACAGACGGUCAAACUCAGACUGAAAUGCUCCGGCUGGACUUGGUGUGGAGCUAAACACCAGAGCCUUGGGCCUGGUUCCUGUGCAAACCGCCGGAUCAUCUCGCGGCGUCGGGGUGAAAUAUCGCAAAUUUCAGGUAAACACUCGGAGAAACCAAAUCCUGCAGGGUGGGAAGGUGGGCCUGGGUGGGCCAUGCUGGGGGCAUGUCUGAGGGCCAUGACUGUUUCUUUGUGACAUCGCAAAGUUACGGACGUCCUGACGGCACGUUUUAAGGCACAGUUUCUGAAUAUGGGCUGUGUGCUUUUCUCCGUCGAUAAAGCGUUUUGAUACUUUCACAGUAUUUAUAUAGCACCUAGACCUGCUUAAUAAUCAGAAAAGAACAUAGAAAUCUCAUUUUCUACAAUAUAGGACCUUUAAAACCAUUAAAUUCUAAGUACCCCUUUCGUCAAGCCUGACCUUCCACCUAAGCAAAUCAAUUUUGAAUUUAAUGUCCAGUUUGAUUCUUUGAUCAUGUACUUCUGAAGUCUUGUGAGCGAUACCUUUUGUUUCAUGAUGUAGUUUUUCCUUCAUGUGGCACCAUCGACUUUCCGCACAUCAGUAUUAAAUUGCUUUUUUUCUUCAUAACCUUGUGUGGUAAAAGCUGUGGAGGUUUUUUUUGAUUACUUGAAACACCUGUAUUUAAAGCCCUCAGCCAUAUCUCUCUCUCUUUCUGAUGUUUCAGCUGUUCUGCCAUCUUAAGUCCCGCAUGCAUAAUUUUCAGGCAUUUGACACUGGAUAUCACCAUGGAUAUUACAAGUUACAUAAGUGAAUCCCCUUUUUUCUUAUGAAGACCACUGACAUAAAAUGUUUUCACAAGAUUUAUUUAGUAGUAUAAAGCACAGUAUAUAAAUAUCCAUAAUGUAAUAACAUAGUAUCUCUAUCAGAUAAAUGAAUAACAUUUCCUCCCAAACAUUUAAUUGUUGUAUGGCCUAGUAACAGGUCAUUAAAAUGAAGUUUACAGUGGGAUUUUGUUAAGAGAUUGUAGUUAGCCAACUGACUAUCUUGAAAAGUGUGUUUAUUACCUAAUACGACUGUGAGAUUGUCAUUUCAAUUUGAGAAAUACUGUACAUACCAAGCAUCCUAUUAGCUACUUGGCUAGAGUCUUGAUUUUGUGCUUGGAAACCAACAUAAUCACCAAAUGUACAAAAAUUGAAUCUUUAAAAACAGAAAGUACAAAAACAGUUCAACAAACUAAAUUGAGAAGAAGUUAUGAUUUUAGUUGCAGUUAAAGGCUUAUAUAAUCCGUGCAGUCUAACAUCAACUGUAUUUCAGUGGGGGAAUAUGUUAAUAAAUGUGCAUGUACAGUCAAUUACCAAUAUGAU